This is a messenger RNA of Pocillopora meandrina, 9481 nucleotides long. NCBI's taxonomy places the organism in Eukaryota, Metazoa, Cnidaria, Anthozoa, Scleractinia, Pocilloporidae. The record is from the annotation of a GenBank genome assembly.
AUGGAUUACUUUCGCUCAGUAAACGUCAACAACAUGGCAGAUUCAAUGAAAAAAUUUGGUGCCCAAACGGCAACCUUCUUCUCAAGAGCAAAGCAGGUUCGAAACUUCAUACCCUAAAGGCUAUCACUGUAAAGUCAGUUUUUUCACUAAAUCUUUCGUUCUUUAGUACACAGAGGAACAACUUGGCACGUCGGAGAAGACAAUAUUUGAUGCCCGAUUUGAGUCCCUAGUUGAGAAAGCAGAUCGUACUAAAUAUUGGACAGAACGCUUACUGCGGCAAACGGAGGCACUGCUUCAACCUAACCCAGGUUUGUCCCCUAAUUUAUUUCCUGACCGCGUUUUUAAUGUACAAAUUAAGAAUCAAGAUGGGCUGGAUUUCAAAUCUCUUCGAAAUCGUCUAUUUUCCAAGGAAAUCCUCCUCUAAUUUGCACAGUUUAUAUUCGUGGUAGAAAUUGCUGGCAUAUGAUGAAUAUAUUUAUGGCAUGAAAUCUUCAUGUGGGAAAGGCUAUUAGACUUAUUGAUACCGUUGUCUCUAAAUUUCGGUGGACUUCCCAGCUUUUAGUGACUUCCGUUUAUAUUAGUAAUAUAAUUUAAGUUGCUAGUGCCUUAACUUUUGAGAGAUUCGUAAAACGCAUUUUUAAAGUAAAUUUCAUUAACUUAGAAACUGCUAGAGUUAUGCUAAUACGCUAAUGUAUGUAUACAGGUAUUUAAUGUUUGAUUUAAAUCACGGAAAGAAACUUAAGUGCCAGCGCUUCCUUUGAAAUUUUUUUCUCCAAGUACAUUAAGUCGCUGUUUUUCCGACUUGAAGAAAGUGAAAGUAGAACAAGACGAUAGAUAUAUACAGCCAAUUCUGUCUAUCGUGCUUUGCUUACAAACGUUAUUUCGGGUAUAGGCGCAUUGUGGUUUAUUCAGCUUUAUUUGUCAAACAGAAUCCUAUGUUGUGCAAUAUAAACACUUUUUCUAGAUCUAUUUUUAUUAUCUUUUGCUUUUUUUAAGAAUAACUGAAUACAGUUUAGUUGUCAAAGCAGUUGUUAGCCAAACAGUAUUACAUUUUGCUUCUGAAAAACAAUUAUUGGAUUUUCCCUUUUGCACAUGAAGACCUAAACUGCAUUUAAAAAAUAUUACAUUGAAGUACUUGUUUUUCUUAGUUCAACAAUCAAAUCUUAAGAAAACUAUGGAAAGUAAAAAAAGUUGAGUCUGGUGAUGUGUUUGUUUCUCCUUUCAGUUGCUUAAUGUGUUUCCCCAGAGACAGAGACCACUUGAAAAAAUGAACAAAAUUUUCUCUGGAUGAAUGUCAUUCACAGAGUGAUAUUAUUUGCAUGCCCUAGAUAACCAUGGCUCUUCCUGAACAUUUGGUUUUGUCAACUGAGUUGAUUAAGUAACUUGACCACUGUAAGGAGUUUUGAUUGUGUAUCACUCUGACAAAGGGCCUAAAUGCUAGAAAAUGCUUUAAAAGUCUUUACUGUGGCCAAUUUACAUUAUAAACUCAGUUUAUAAAACCAAAUUAUGCUGUAAUACCCCCAUUGAUUCAUCACCAUAGUUUCUAAAGAAACUUAUCCCCCUCUUCUAAAACAGUCCAUUACAAAUACAAGAAUUAUUUAUGGUAUUCAUCUAAGUUGUGACUCUUGUUAGUAAGCACUGCUGACUCAACAUUUCUCUUGUAGGAAUGUAUAGAUAUUAUAAUGCGUUUCCCUAGUUCACAUUGUAGUUUCUUGGUUUUAAACUUACCAGCAAUAAAGCAAACUAUUUUCUAAACGUUAACAUUAUGCACCAGUUCUUGACUGGGUGUAACUCUUUUUCUGAAAUAAAUGUACUUUGAAGGUUUCAGAGCUGAAGAGUUUGUGUAUCAAAAGUUGGACAAACCUAAACCUCCUCGUCUGACAGAGAGUGAAGCAUUAGGCCAGUCUAUGAUUGAGGCUGGAAACGACUUUGGUCCUGGAACUAGCUAUGGUACGUUACAUGGCCUUUGGUGUUUUACUUAAAAAAAAAAAAAAAAAAAAAAGCAAACAAACAAAUAACCACAAAUUUGAGAUCAGUGCUGUAUUUUGGACAAAGAAACAUCUCUAUAUUGAAGGGCUAUCCCUUGAAACAUCAGCCUUAGAAACACUCUAAAUGUUGGCUAGUUCUCUUUUUCAACUUGGUUGGUCAAUUCAAAUCAUGAGAGAGACAUCCAAGUCCCACACGAUGAUUCAAAUUUAAGCAAAUUUACAUUUCUUUGUUGGAGGCUGAUUAACUAAACUACACAGAACUUGUUAGUUAGCUAGGCUGUAAAUACAGUACUCUGUAGGUUAUAUACUGCUUGGAUCCUCACUGUUGGAAGCAUACUGAAACAGAGUAAGAGAGAUAGGAAGUAAAGCAGAAAGAGUGAUGAGAGUUCAACUUAAAUCAUACAUGUAAACAAAAGAAGCUCACAAGAUUUUAUGAUUCUAUCAUGUUAGGUAGUGCAUUGGUGAAAUGUGGAGCAACAGAAAAAAAGCUUGGCCAGGCAGAGCGUGAUUUAAAAACCAAGUCCAUGUCCAAUUUUCUUCAUCAGCUGAAGACAUUUUUGGAAGGGGACAUGAAGACAAUUGCAGUAAGGAAGUGCAUUAGAUUUUAACCAAUAAGCCACAUGGAUGAUAAUUGUUUUGUUGGAUCUGCUCUGCUGAGUGUUGUGUACAUUUAGCUUUAAUAAAACACACCAAAACUGUUGAGAAAGUGCUCUACUUUGAGAUUCAAAUUACAAGAUGGUGCAUGUAUAUGUCUGCAAAUACAUUGUAUUUUAUGGUUCCUGACAUAAUUUUAUUAUUGAUUCUCUUCAGUUACACGUUCUAAAGUUUUUCUCUAAAUAGCUCUAAGUUUUGUUUUAUGUUACCCUCAUCACCAAGGACAGAAUUAAUUCUUAUACAUUCACCUUUUGAUUUUGUUUUGGCUCAUACAAAAUUAAGGGUGCCAUUUUUUUAUGUUAACUUUGCAGAAAGAGAAAAGAACCCUACUUGCCAAGAGAUUAGACCUGGAUGCUUGCAAAGCUAAAGUGAAAAAGGCCCAGAGUCCUGAGAAAAUACAACAAGUGAGUUCAACUCGCAGUGCAUGCGAGUUUAUUCUGGAGGUAGUAGGAUUUUUUUUCUACAUGUAUCUCACUGUAAACAUUUCUCUUGUAUUUCAUGUAAAUCAUCACUAUGCAAUGAUGAUACUGACAAAUUUGUUUUCUUCAAUCACAAAAAGAGCAACAAUCAUUGCCGUCCAUAAUGUCUUGAGUUCUUGUCUGAACAGGUCACAUUCAAAUGCUUGACUAAAGGUCUCUUUCUUCCUGAUGAUAAAGCAGAAAAGGUGACAUGUGUAUUCAUUCUUUUGGUCACGUUAUUCAUGCACUUGAAGCUUAUCUAUCACUCCACUUCUUUGAAGUAAUAUGUACACUGCAAGUGUCAGUAUUUUCCUGCAAUCUGAACUGUAACUCACCACAUUUUUACUCCUAAUAAUUUCUAAUUUUAUUUGAGACAUUUGAGGCUACAUUACUUUUUCUGUCAUAUUGCUGCUAAUUUUUAUUCCAUAUUAAACUGUAAAUGUAUGUACUAAAUGCACUUAUAUUUCAAAUCUAAUAUCUCUCAUUGCUAUUUGUGCACUUGUAUAUUAAAAGGUAAAUUAAUAGCAGUCAGUUGACUCUUUCAAACCAGCUGUUUGAGAUAUCAGUAAUACUGAUUAAAAGUAGGUGCCCCAUCAAGUACCACUGUGUACAAUAUCACUGUCACUUUAAAGUUAGAUUUAGGAAUAGGUGUUGAUUUUCUUGUUACUUGCAAUGAUUAAAGGAAUCGUUUAUCACUAGUCUAUGGUCAACAAAAUGAUAUAUAAUUACUUAUGAUAUAACAAUUGACACUAACAGUGCUACUUAUCAUUCAGGCUUGUCCAUUCUUGCCAUUGGAGUAAUGAAUCAUUGACUUACACAGUAGAUUAUGAAAGUUGCCCAAUAGGGAGUCUUGUAAAAUUUUACCUGAAAACACUUAAACCUUGAUUACAAUGUGAAUCCAGAUGUUGUCCAUUUUCACUGAAAGGAACCUUCAAACCUAAAACACAACUUUUAUUAACUAAGAAAAAAAAUCUUUCUCUAGUAUAAUAAUACAUUUCCACAAUUUUUGGAAUAUAUCAGGGUUGUAGUUUACAUUUCAGCACUUGUGCAGUGAUUUGUGUAUCAUAAUGCAUCCUAACUUGAGGUUAAAAACUAUUUUUAAAUCCUUAAAUGAAAAUUUUUGUGUAAAAUUGGGAAAAGAAUGAAAAAUUUUUUCUCAAUAGCUAGACUCCUCUAACAUUUAAUGAAUUUCAUUCUGCUUUAAACACUUCAAAUUAAAGCAUUUAUUUUUUUUCUUGAAUUUGUAAAUGUAAAUUAAAGCUAAAGUUAAUGUACUAAUGGAAAUCCUCAAGCUAGUUCUUUCCUUCUGUCUUCUUCCUCCUUUUAUGUCCGUCAUGACUCUUGCUUGACUCUAGAUGUAUUCUUCACGGAACAUGGUUGUAAUCACUGAGUUGGAUGAGGUGAGUCUCCCGCUUGUCAAGUACUGGGUGGCUAUUUGUCUCCAAAGGCUUUUGAAGUUUGUCAUCUCCCUAAUACUCUUGCUGCAUGAAUGGUCUUCUUGACGUUGAUGUGACAUCUUCAGAAUUUGCAUGAUUGGUUUAUGCAAAAUCUAUCAUAUUUUCCUUAGAGUGAUAGAACCCAACGUUACCCAACAGAACACAAACACUUUUCUUUGACCAGGUCAUUCUGCACUCAAUAGUGAAUGACCAGGGGCUUCUGUUUUAUGGACCCAUGUGGAUUGCAUCUUCAUGAAAAAGUAUUACCAUUUAAAGCGCUGAUUUUAUUAAUUAGCCAGAUGUUUGAAGAGCAGUUUAAUUCUUAUAAUAAAAUUUUACAAAUACAUGUAGCUCUGAAGUUUCUCAUACUGCAAAUGGCAUUGACCAUGGGAUCAAUGAUCAUGCUAAUGACACUGAGGUUUUAAUUCCAUGCUUCCAGUUGAGGUUGCACAACAUGACUGUCAGUUUUUUUUGGGCCACUGAUGAAAAUGAUGAAGGUAGCACAGUUGACUGGGGUGUGAAUAAAAAUCAAACCUUUUCUUUCCCAUUCCUUUUGUGUCUCUGGUGUUCUCAACUCUUACUACACUAUAGAGAGCCAACUACAGUGUACAUAAGCUACAAUAGUACUGGACAGGUACAUAAUUGUGUGGUUUUGUCCAACAAGAGAAAGAGAGAGAAAUCUGAAGCUGUCAGCCACUUGAGGCAGACAAGUAAAGAACCUCACUGAUGUAGUAGUCCUUUUUGUAGGCAGAGGCAGAUUUAAGAGUAUGUCAAGGAGAGUUUGACAGACAGUAUGAAGUGACAAAGUUACUGCUGGAUGGAAUCAGCACAGCUCAUGUAAGUAUUACCUUUAUUACUGUGCUAGAUUCAAUAAUUUUGUUGAAUGGUGCAUUUGUGUUUUGUAUCUGCCCAUGACUUUGCCAAAUAGCAAACUUCCCCCCGUUAUUCUCAGUUAAGUACAAGGGAGGGGGUUAGUUGAACUCAUACUUUACCUAACUUUGUUGCAUCUGUCUAAUUGUCUCAUAAUUCUUUUCUACCUAGCAGUAUAACAGAAUUCAAGUUUCAAGAUUUUUCAUUCACUAUGGAUUCAAUAACUUAGUGAACUGUUAAAUAUAGGAAGGAAUCACAUGAGAAACUUUGAGAAUUUUAGAUGAUGGACUCCCUCUGUGCUUUAUUAUUUGCAGUUUUACAAUGGAAUUACCACAAAAUUAUAAUUGGCAGAGUAGAAAAAGAACAGAGCUGAGGUUUCCUUAAAACAUUUACUGGAAACUGCCACUCAAAAUAACAGAUAGUAGCAGAUUUUUUAGGUGAAAUUCUGGAUAUAUUUUAGGCCAACCAUCACAGGGCACUGAUGAAUUUUGUUGAGGCUCAGGCACAGUAUUAUGCACAGUGCCAUGCAUACAUGACAGAGCUGCAGAAGCAACUGGCAAGGUACAAUAUGUUUUAGAAUUAAAAUGCUUUUAUGGAGGUAAGCCAUUAAAACAAAGUAUUUUCACAAAGUCUGGACACUUGUGUGACUAUUUCAACUGAAAAUAGUUUGCAUCAUAACAGGCUUAGAGGUGAAGAGUUUCAAAAUUCUUGGCAGUGAAUCUUUCAGUGGAUAGAAAAAUAGUCCAGCACAUCUCUUUAUUUGAUGCUGAGGUUAUUCCAAAGGUUCUUGUGUCUUGUUUGGUCAUUUGUCAUGAUGUUUGGUGAGCACUCAAUUACCAACACCGUUUGUUCUCUUUCUUUGCAAGCUUUUCUGCAAUUGCUAUGUUUGAAAAAAUUUUUUUUGAAAAUGUUAUCCAACCUUGCCGUUCUGUUGAAAAUCAAGCAAAUUCUGAUUUAAGGUUAUUGUCAUUGAAUGAAAGUAGAGAAUUGAUAGAAAAUCAGUGAAGAAUCUUUUACCUCCUGUGGAAAAGAAAAAGAAACGAAGAAACAGAAAAAGUAAAGGGUGAUACAAAGAGUUAAUAUAUCUCGCAAGAAAACACAAAGCCUGAUUUGAAAAUUUCUUUCAGUCCUCCAGGUGAUGCAGCUUUAUCUUUUGUUCCUCCCUCUGCACCUUCCUUUUCUGACACCUCUGGUGGGUUGGACCUGAACACUGUUCCUCGGCCAUCCCUAACCCAAAAGGCCAAAGUAUUGUAUGAUUAUGAUGCAGCAGACAAGAAUGAGCUCUCCUUGCUUGCUGAUGAGGUCAGUGAUAUGGCUUUAGCAUAACACUUUCACUCCCAAUUUCUAAAUGAUCAUUUAUUUGCAAAGCUACACAUGUCUUUUUCAUAACUUUUUCUCUGAAACUGUAUGAAAUACUGCAAAGAGAUUCCUUUUGGACAUUCCUGGAUGUAAAAGAAUAAACACUACUGAUGCUAUUGUUCUGGUACCAAAGACUCUUGGUGGGGCAGAUUUACUGUUGUUACUGAUCUUUCUAUUCAGAAUCUGUCAUUCAUUUUUCCUUAUUUCAACUUCCGUACUUGCCAUACGCUUUUCACAGCUUUUAGAUCUCAGGAAAGAGUAGUAAAUAAUUACCACACACGUUCUUUAAUCUGUCACUUAUUCAGAUCCAUUCAGUUGAGGAGAGUGAAAGAGGGUUAAAAGCUAUGUCUCUUUCAGCUUAGGAACCACAUCAGUGAAUUCAAAUAGUUUUCUUUUCUACUCUUCUUUCUACAUGUGACCCUCUUUUAUUUGAAUUCAUUUGUUCUGCCAAUGGAAUUUCGGUUGCCUUCCAGUCCUCAGAAAUUCCAACAGUAACACGUGGCAUGCAUUAGUCCACCCCACUUGUCUCUUUAUGUCUGUAUUUAAAUCAAGGAAGGAAAGAGAUGUUUUUAAGUUACUUACUUCUUCCUACUUCACCUCACUAGAUGUUAAAAAGAGCAAUGGGAAAAUUGACCUAUACGAAAACUUACCUGCAACGUUUGCCCCUAAGAUUUUGGUUCAGACUGUUUAUAUUUUUUUUCCUUUUGAUGAAUUAGGAGAUGAGAGGGUUUUUUUCAUGUACUGGUUCUGCAUGACAGUUGCAGGACAUUAGUAGCCAUAGGAAUAGUAGAUUAGCACAAGGACAAAAUGUAGUUAAACCUGCAAGACCCGUUUUGUUCGUUUGAUAUCCUGUCCUUGACCAUGAGGUGUGUUAAGGAAGAUCCAGUUACUGUAGUGAGGUUGACCAAGUGUUUAAUGUCUCUCGUUCCCAGGUGAUCACGGUUUACAGCGCACCUGGAUUGGACCCCGAUUGGAUGAUUGGCGAGAGGGGAAGUCAAAAAGGAAAAGUGCCACUAACAUAUCUAGAACUGUUUAGCUAAGUGUAAUUAGUAGGAAUGGUAGAAAGUGCGGUAGCUUUACAAACACGGAAUGAACAUGAUACUGGUCACCAAUAAAAUUCUUUCAGACAGGUUAGACUAGAUUUUGUAUGUUGAGUAGGGGUUAGGUUGGUUGAGUGAAUUUGAGGUGAUCAAAGAAAUCGAUAUUUUUUAAAAAAGAAGUUGUCAGUCAAUUGCCUGCUACUGCACAGCGUCCAGAUGGUGGUAUUAUUUGUUAUGUUGAUCAAGAGGCAUGGACAGAUACUAGCACUUAAGUAGGACGAUAUUUAACUUUCCAAAAAUCCACAGAAGAAUUUGUUUGAUUGUUGAAUGACAGUUCUUUGAGGACGAGGAAGAGAAAUUGUUGGCAAAUUUCGUCUGAAAAAAGCGACGAAGUAGAAACGCCUUUGAAUCGAAGAAUAAAUAAAAAAUUUAAAUUAAUUCCCAUUUACAUAAGUCAGUAGAAAAUAUGAUUAAACACUUUGGCUGCGACCAAGUUGCCUUCAGGGUCAGGAGGCAGAAAUUAUCUCGAGUCGGUUAUGGAGACAACGUCAAGUAUUCUGAAAGGGGCUGUUUAGGUUGAUUGGUAACAUUCAAGUGGUUCCCGAAAUGUCCAGGCAUUUAUAGUGCCUCACUACAGAUUUCUUAAGUUCAUCAGUGAAGUCUUAAAGCGGUGUAGGUUGCUCGUCCAUUUACAAUUGUUGUAUGUUGUGUUUUUGCAUUUGAAGCGUUUUCAAUUGAUUUUCUAGUGCAUUUGUCUAAAAAAAAGUAGAUUAUUUGGAAUUAGUCUCCUUGUAUUGAAAUUGUAUGCUUUUGUACUCUACUCAGGUAGCUCAACAUCAACAUUUUAAACUUCGUUUAAAAGGAAUUAAGGAACUCUAAGGCUCAAAACAAUAAACCAAACAAUUUAUUUAAUAAUGUAUUCCUAAUUUGUAUUAGCACUGAGGUGUUUUGUUCAACGCCUGAAUAUUAAAUAUCGUAGGAGGGAUAUUAUUUCGUUUAGGAAGGGACUUGUUACUUUUAAUAACACGGUAGCUUUUUUUUGUUCGUAGCUUAAUUUAUUACAUAUUUCAUGCUAACUGUUUUUCCCGUAGAAAAAAGCGAAACGUUGGUGGUAAUUACGGUAACGUUGAGCUCGAGAGGAUAUUAUCAACAGUUAUCCGGGAUUUAUUUGGUUCUUCUUCACUUUGCUUUGUGAUUGGUUCAGAAAACUCGCACCAACCUGUCAAUCAGUCAGAUGCAAACUAAAACCAAUCACGGCUCAUUCAGCCGCGUUUACCACGCUCGUCAAGCAGUUUACUGGUUUUUAUCUUGAGUGCAUAUUGGCUUUUGAGAUAUUUUCCUUUCUCCUGAUUAGGCUUAGUGAUUAAUUUGGUUUUGGUUUUUGCUACACUUAAUUGAAAACCGCUGUUACUUAUAGAGCUGUAGUUGAGUUGAUGUACUUUUGUCUGGGCACUUAAAACAUAGACGGGUGUCUUGUCCAUCACUGGAAACACUUCGCACGCAUUUUGGGACAGAACGUGUCUCAAGAAAGGUUAAAGCGUUAUAAGGGCGUAUUCAGCCUGCAGUUAUGGAAUUUCCCUAUAUGAUGUUAUUAGCUGAAGGGAGAGAAACUAACUAACGGAAUAAUCGAAUAUAAGUCUGAAAUUGACUCCUUUGUUUUCGGAGAAAUAAAAGGA